AUGUCAUCCACUCAUGAUGUGACAGGAAACCACAGCAAGGGCUGGCGGGAGAAUGAGGGUCAGCCUGGUCCUCAAGGCCCUCCUGGUCCAAAAGGCGAGAAGGGAGAUCAAGGUGAUCAGGGCCCUCGGGGUCUGCCAGGCUUCCCCACAGUUGCUGCUCUGCACAGUAAUCAGAUCCUCACCGUCAAGAUGGUGUUUCCUAAAAUCAAUCAUGGGUUUCUCUCUGCUGAUCAGCAGCUCAUUAAACGCCGCCUCAUUAAGGGGGACCAAGGACAAGCUGGACCCCCUGGGCCUCCAGGGCCACCAGGACCCAGAGGUCCCCCAGGAGAUACUGGCAAAGAUGGUCCUCGUGGGAUGCCUGGCUUAACGGGUGAGCCAGGAAAACCAGGAGAACAAGGAUUGACAGGACCUCAGGGGCCUCCAGGACAAAAGGGUUCUGUUGGAGUGCCUGGUGUUCCAGGGAGAGAUGGACAAGUGGGUGAACCUGGUUUGCCUGGCAUAGCAGGAGAGAAGGGAGAAGCGGGGCUCAAGGGUGACCCUGGAGAAAGAGGAGAAAAGGGGGAUGCUGGUGAGAAUGGAAUGAAGGGUGACACAGGAGAAAAGGGUGACCCUGGCUCUUCUGCGGCUGGAAUUAAGGGUGAACCUGGUGAAUCCGGACGGCCUGGGCAAAAGGGUGAACCAGGCCUUCCUGGGCUUCCUGGACUCCCUGGAAUAAAGGGUGAACCAGGUUUCAUUGGUCCACAAGGAGAACCUGGGUUGCCAGGGCUACCAGGAACAAAGGGUGACAGAGGAGAGGCAGGCCCUGUUGGGAAGGGUGAGCGAGGUGAACCUGGAAUCCCUGGACCAAAGGGGAAAACAGGUGAACCUGGAUCUAGAGGCCCCAAAGGGUCAAAGGGGGAUACCGGUGAGAGAGGUGACACAGGAUCUGCAGGUCCACAGGGACCACCUGGACAGAAGGGCGAUCAAGGUGCAACAGAGAUAAUUGAUUAUAAUGGCAAUAUCCAUGAAGCUCUACAGAGGAUUGCCACCCUGACUGUCACGGGACCACCAGGACCACCAGGACCCCAAGGGCUGCAAGGGUCAAAGGGUGAACCAGGAUCCCCAGGAAUUCCAGGAGCUGAUGGAGAACAGGGUCCUAAGGGCUCAAAAGGAGACACAGGUGAUCCUGGAAUGCCUGGAGAAAAAGGGGGAAUUGGACUGCCUGGCCUACCAGGAGCCAAUGGCAUGAAAGGCGAAAAAGGAGACGUUGGUUUGCCUGGUGCCCAAGGUCCUUCGAUGAUAGGACCACCUGGACCACCAGGGCCACAUGGUCCUCCAGGCCCUAUGGGACCUCAUGGACUGCCUGGCCCAAAGGGUAUAGAUGGCCCGGUUGGUCCCCAUGGCCCUGCAGGUCCCAAAGGAGAGAGAGGUGAGAAGGGAGCUGUAGGUGACCCUGGACCCAGAGGACCGUACGGCUUGCCUGGCAAAGACGGCGAGCCUGGCCUUGAUGGUUUCCCUGGUCCUCGAGGAGAAAAGGGUGAUAUAGGAGAAAAGGGAGAAAAGGGAUUCCGUGGAAUUAAGGGGGAAAAAGGGGAGCCAGGCCAGCCUGGCCUGGAUGGGCUGGAUGCCCCUUGCCAAUUGGGUCCUGAUGGAUUACCAAUGCCUGGCUGUUGGCAAAAGGGAGUCACACCAUGGCUCAUUGCUAGAAAGAGAUAGACCAGAGGAGCACAGAAAGAGGCCUUGAAUUUUUGGGGAAUAGCAUUCCAGCUGCAGGUGGAUGGCUUCCAGUCUUGCGGGAUACUUGGCCCCUUUGAUCAGAGAGGGUCCCGCCUGUUGAUCAGCAUCGGUUUUGCCUUGCGCUGCUCACGGUCGUGAAGACAUUCGCGAUAGGCCCUGUCGAGUCCUUCAUCAAGAGGGACAGAACGUUGAAGAAGAAACCAGACUUCUCUGUGGGUUGUUUGAAAAGGUUACAGAGGUGCUGCAGGGAUCAUUUGUGGCAGACACCACCUGAGACCAGAAUCUUCUCAGCCUCGCUUGAGGACGGACAGAGUGUAUAUACUCUGCAUAUUGUAUUUUGGAAUGCUGGAGGAGAAAGCACUCUUGAGGUGGGGAUGAAUCAGAUCAUCCUCCAGAGGAGGAUAGCAAUGGAACUGACCAGAGAUGUUAGUAUCAUGGUGUGGUUUUCAGGUUAUUCACUUCAAAUUACACAUAACUAGCUGAACUUCUCUACUGGAUUUUGGAAGCAAUGGUUUGUUUUGUUUCCUUUUCCUGUUACUGUUGCCAUAAAGAAUGCAUUUCAAUAAUCCAUUCAACAUUUGGGAGGACGGCAUUGAAGAAAAUACACUCAAGCCUCAUAUUCAUCUUGUUUCAGUAUUAACAGUUUUUAUUUCAGAGUCUUUGAAGUCUUUAAGUCUAGAAAAGAAAGAGUUUAUUUUUGUGUUUCACAGAAUGAUGUAUUCAUCUUGUUCCUUUUAUGUUGUUACGGUGAUUUUAGUGGACAUUAUUGCUCAAAAAACAUUGGAGAGAAACAAUUCUGUGUGAUUAUCACUGCACGCUUGUCUCCACGCUCCACUGUUAAAUGUGUUGAUUUUUCUCCCUUUCUGUUCAGAUGGCUUUCUAGAGAAACAUUUCCUUCUCCACUUUUUUUUUUAUUGCUAGAAAUACGUAAUUUGUGCACAUUUGUAGUUUUGCCACGAGGUGUUUUUUUAAGAAUUUUGAGUCUUCAUAUGGUGCACUGAGUUUGAGAGAAUAAUUUAUGAGAAAUGGUGCCAUAUUUGGCAGAUGGAAAUUUUUUUUUAUAUCACUUCUGUUCCUAAUGUAUAUAGCACGAUCAUCCCAAAUGGUUUUAGUUAUUUUUCGAAGAGUUGUCUUUCAUAUGUAGACCAAAAGUAAAGUUGAGGAAGGCAGCUUGUCUCCAUUCAUAUGAGGGCACCUUAUGCCCUUCUUGGAACGCACAUUUUUCCUAGCUCCAUUGUUUCUAAAUCAUGUGAAGAUGGGGUCACACUUUUUGUAUUGCUUCAUGAUCUCAGAUCAGUGGAAAUGCCACUAUAAUGGAAAAUUUCUUUUUGAUGAAACUUUAUUGUCAUUUUGGUACAUUGGAGUCAAACCCAGCUUUUCAUUGUGGAAAACACAGAUUUUUAAAUCAUGAAGUCAAUUUAGCAGCCUCCAGUUAGUAAAAUCCUACUAAUAAAAACAAAAAUCUGACACUAUACACUGAAUACAUAUGUAUUUUUACUGCUCAAUUCCAUCUUUCCAAUAGCAAGAAAUAAACAAGUGUUCACAGAUGUAAGGAAAUAUGCUUUGCUUUCCCUAAAUUUUCAGAGAUGCAAAUGACAACCUGUUUGAAUAGUAAUGAUUACAACAGUGAAAACUUUCAGGUGGCACAGGCAGAAUAUAAAACGUUACCAGAGUGUUACAGCAAUAAAAGGCGACUGAGGGCCUUUCAGAAGGAGGACAGGAUCAGCACUCUGACUCACCACUUUCAGUCUGCUAUUUUAGGCAGCACUGUCUCAAAAACACAGCAGGCUGAGGAGCAAGCUGCCUGCCUGGCAGAAAAGAGUCACUCAUGUCAGUGUCCUGACUUGGCACAUUUGGCUGGGUAUAUGGUAGAUGUGGAGAGUAGAAACUGAAUGUUUUUUAAUAUAUCUAAUACUGGCAAUUGAUACAGUACAAUUAAAUAAUUUUGAAAAGUUUUUAAAUUUCAGAGUAUUUACAUGCAAAAUCAAGUAGGAUAUUUAUUAUCUGACUAGAUGAUUUAUCAGCCCCUUAUUGAGACUGUCCACAAAUGCAACUCAUUUAAGAAAUAGCAACAAGAUAAACAAUGCUGUCAUUAGCACUUUCUUAUUCUUUUUUUAAUUUGUGUACUUAUAUUUUUUAACUGCCCUCCUGGCAUCUAUUUCUGUAUGUGCCAAUAAAGCUAGCAGAGCUUUGGUCCAUGGUUUUGUCAUUCAGGAAAUAAUUAUAGACACUACUAUUAAGUGUCAAAACUCAGUUAUCCUUUAACUCCCUGACACUGAGACCCUACUGAAGAAACACUUAAGCACCUUCAUUUGCUUUCUUUUCUGUCUUGUAAAUUAAUUUCUUUAUUAAAUUCCCAGCAAGUAGGAAAGUAGGAUUAACUUUUUCUUUUUUUUUUCCCAAAUAAUCUUACUUGGCUUUUUUAGCUUUUGUAUUGUUCGAUAUCAUGACAUGUUCAUUUCUUUUAAAUAACCAUGAGCAAGCAGUAGACAAUUUAAUUUGAAAGGUUAAACUACAUACAUAGAUUUGGCAUUAAUAUUUGCAUCUCAGAUUGAAUUGAAUGAAACUUCACCAUAUCUAGAAAAGUUGCAUGGUCAAUACAAGAAAAAAAAAUUUGGUUUAAUAUUUCAUCAAGAAAAGCACCCUGUGAAGACUUGCAACAUCUUUAUUUUGUUCAAGAAGCAAUUAUUUCUGGUGCUAGUAUAUCUUUUUCCUUUUGAUGGCAAAGCUACAGUUUGAACUGCCAGUGUGGUGUUGUAUCGUUUAGUGGCAUUCCUCCAGAUAGAUAUGAUUUGUUUUGUUUAGUUUGUGACAGGAACAGUAGUUCCUCUACCAGUCUUUUCAGUUGUAGAAAUGUGUAGUGGUAUUAGUCUACACAGUUUCUGUAUCUCUGACUUUUUCCAGGUAUGAUUAAUCCUUGUUUCUUUGAGAGUUUUCAGUAUUUGUUUCAUAUGAAAUUUUGUAAUUAUCUGUUACUCCAGUGCAUUAAAACCACAUUGUGCAGAAGUCCUGCUACAGAGGCUGCAAAUCUUUUAAGCACUGUAUGGAAUAUGUCUGACAUACGUGGUCCUUGUCAUAGACUAACUAUGGGAAAGCUUUCUUUCAGGAUGCUUUGGACAACUUUUUAUUUUUUCCUGAGAUAAAGCAUGAGAUAUUAAAUCACAGAGCAAUGAUAAAAUGUAUUUUUUGAUUUAUAUUUUUAUUUAUUGCUGGUCGUGAUGCCAUAUUCUGAUAGUGUAGCAAAGCAGAAUGAUACUCUUCAUCCAGCUGUUUAUAUAUUCUUUUAGUCUAUGGUGUAAGUAGUAUGAAUGAGUUUCAGAAUGAUCAAAUCCAUAUAUCUGCACAUGUGUAAAGUAUAGAGUUGGAAAAGGAAUAGAAAGGUUGAUGUACAGUGUGGAAAGUUAACAUUGGCUCCACUGAGCAUCGCAGCCAUGGACGGGGUGCAUGUGACCACCAGUCACUCGGUUCUGCCACGGGAGAGACAAAGCAGCCCCAAAUGACAUCAGCAGAGCCUUGGUGCUCGUGCUUGUAAGGCUGGGAGCUGUGGCAGGACACAUGGCUGGGAUCCUGGAUCCCCACGGAGAUGAGCUGUCCCACUGACCACCCCAGAGCUGGGAUCAUAAACCUGGCUCAGCCAUGCAAGGCUCCUCCCCUGGCUGUGCCUCCCCAUCCCCAGCAAGGAGCAGGGGACAGAGAUGCAUCCUCUCCUUGCAGAGCUCUUUGAGACAUGCAGGAGGAGGGACACGGGUGUGAAGCUUUGUAAUGAGGGCAGUAUAACCACCUUCAGCAGUGGGUUUUGCCUAAAUCAGGACUACUUCAGUAAGAACUGCAGAGAUAUUGUCAGCCUGUUUAUUGAAAGUGAUGAAGAGGUUCAAGGCAUGCAGAAGUUGACCCUUCCCUUCAAAUUUACUGAUCUCUGCUGCUUGGCCAUCUUAUAUUACACUUCUAAAUCUCUAUAUUUUACCUAAUGAGAUUCUUAAAUUUUCACACUAAAGACUCACACAAAACACAUCUGCAAAGAUAUUGGUCAAAAGAAAGUCUAAUUUGUAGUCAUUGCAAAAAUUCUAUUUCAGUGACUGGAAUUAAAACCAACACUGAUUUUUUUUAUUUUUUUUUUAAUUUUCUGCAAUUUGUUUUCAUGGAUGUCAGUGUUGCUGUAAUGUAUAAAUGAAGGUUUUCAUGCACCCUCUGUUAUUAAAGUAUUUUACGUGGUGGUUGGAUUCAUUAGUUAGAAACAAGUGCCUGCCACCAUCAUUUCUGAAAAAGAUACUCUACGGAACAAGUGGAGUUUGUUUUUUAAAAGGGAUUUGGAGUGUUGUUUUUGUUUCAUUUUGUUUUUAAAUGCAUCCAAUUACCAAUGCUGCUUGGAAAUUGAAUUUUCUUUGAAAGCAGGGGGCCUUAACUUAACCUGGGACCGUUAGUGUUUUACUUGUUUCUAUUUAAAAAAGAAAUUGUAUGAAUUUCCCAGAUCCCAUUGGUACUUGCACACUUCUCUGAAGUAUUAUGGAGAGUUGGGUUGGUGGAAGAAUGUUUUACAUACUGUUAACGUAUAUGUGGAUAUUCUUAUAUUAUUGUACAUGUUUGGGAAAAUAUCACACAACUUUAAAAAUGUUGCUAAGAUGUAUGUAUCUGACUUUUUCCUUUGGAAAAUAUUAUAUAUUUUUAUUUGUAUUUUUUACUUUUUUAAGUUCAUCUAUAUGUGCCGUUAUUUUUGUAUUGCAAAUGGUCUCAUAAAUGAAGUAGAAGAGAUAAAAAUACAAAGAAAAGUAAUUUGGCAAGGAUGUCAAUGCUUGGGGGGAAAAAUACAUGGGUCAGCAUCAUAUUAUCAACACUAGAAAUAUUUUGAGUGUCUUAUCACUGUAAAUAUGUCACGAGACCUCUUUUGAUGAGUAGUGUAAAGAAUGUCAAGGUUUUAAUCACCCAUUUUAAUUUGUUAUUAUUUACCACUUUCUUGUGGCCACUGGUCUUGACUUAAUUGAACCCAAUCAAACAGCAUGCUUUUGUUUUUACUAUUAAAAUUUCUCCGUGUUUUUCAGUUGAAUAUUGUUUUGUUUUCUUUCAGUUUUGUACUUCAGGUUUUGUUUCUUGCUUGUGAGAAGUUGAUCUUCAGAAUUAUUUUUACACUAUUUAUGAUUUAUUUUCAUAAUGUAAAAAGUGUGUAAUUAUUAAAAUAUUAAUCCAA
Molecule: messenger RNA, 6898 nt
Organism: Poecile atricapillus (Black-capped chickadee)
Lineage: Eukaryota; Metazoa; Chordata; Aves; Passeriformes; Paridae
Gene: COL25A1
Product: collagen type XXV alpha 1 chain
Exons: 35
Coding region: 1-1695 (564 amino acids)
Source: RefSeq, a predicted model, not a curated record